Dissoconium aciculare CBS 342.82 is the source of this 912-nucleotide messenger RNA. RefSeq lists its product as uncharacterized. NCBI's taxonomy places the organism in Eukaryota, Fungi, Ascomycota, Dothideomycetes, Mycosphaerellales, Dissoconiaceae. The annotation marks the transcript as partial. The record is from RefSeq and is a predicted model, not a curated record. The transcript has 2 exons.
ACCGAGGAUUUGACCGACGAUUUUGCGCCAUCAAGGCAGUCAAUGUCAAGUUAUGGCAACGAUUCACCUGCAACACCGCAAUCUGGAAGCGACAGUGAUAGCAAGGUUCACAAUUUAUCAUCAAAUGGUUCAGAUUUCCGCAAUGCAAUACAAUUACACCGAACGGAGUCACAGGUCUACCAGGAUGAGCUCUACAAUCCCAAUUUCGUAUACACAUCCGCACCACCGACAAAAUCAACGACGAACUAUCUCUCUCCUCAACGAAAUCUCAUCACAGAACGACUUCAAACUGCGAACGCUGCACGGUCGAUCUCACCCAACUCAACGCUUAACCGCGAGAGAUCUCCCUACCGGCAGGCGACCUCACCAAACACACUUCUGCAGGAUUGGAAGCCCUCUCCUGGUCAAGUAGGCACGGCCGCGAAUAUGCGUCUGCAGCAAAAAGAGGAGGCGGAGCGUGCAGAGUUGGCCCGACAGGCUCCUCCUCUGCGGAGAGAGCCGACGAAAACAAUGUCACCCCAAGACGCUGUGCUCGAGUACAAUCACGAGAAUGAGCCGCCGCUUUUUCAAGACAGUAUACCUGACGGCUACAAGCAGCACGUCAGUGGCUCUGAACAAUGGACAGGAAAUUCCUUCUUUGGACAAAGUUCUUCUUCGUUUCAGGGACAUCCAACCAGCAGCCAACCAAGCUCGACCUUCCCGAAUGUUGCAACUACCGAUCAGCCGUUUAUCCCGGAUUUUGAUUUCUCUUUGAUGCCCCAGUCCUCGGACCAGAUGCAGACGGCCAUGUUCCCGGUCAGCUACCAGACUGGGAAACUUAGCAUUAAUGAUUCAACACCGAACUUUCCGCCUGCUCUUCCUUCGAUGGAGUCCUCAGUAAGUGAUCUCGGACCAGGUACAUCGUCACAGGAG